AUGUCAAUCAUCGAAAAUUUACCCCCUCGAUCCCUCAUGAUCGUCACAGCCCUUGGAAUAUUGACCUACCUCCUCUUAAACUUCCUAUGCUCCGUCUGUGAUCCCCUCGAACCUCCUCUGGCUACAACACGAAUUCCGUAUAUCGGUCACAUUCUUGGACUUGGACGACGAAAAUUCAACUACUAUGUUGAUCUGAGCCAGAAAACAUGUCUCCCAAUCCUUACAAUACGUAUUCCGGGCGCCAAAAUGUACAUUGUGAAUACACCCGAGUUAAUCCAGGCCGUCCAAAAACUACCCAAAACACUCGCUUUUCCGCCUAUUUCGGCAAAAUUCGCUAAUCAACUUUGUGGAGUUAGUAGGAAGGCGAGGGACGUAUUGGCGGUUAAUGUUAAUGGAGAUGAAGGCGAUUGGGGUUUGAAUAUGGAGGCGACGCAUGUUAUGAAGAGGGCGACGGCGCCGGGACCAGGCUUGGAUGGCAUGAAUAGGGUCAUGGUUGGGAUUGUUGCGGAGAGCUUGAAUGGAUUGAUUGGGGAGGGAAAGGAGAGUGUGCAGAUUGGACUUCAUGCGUGGUUGAGAGCUUUGAUUACUAUGGCGACGACGGAAUCGGUUUAUGGACCGAGAAAUCCUUACAGGGAUGUGAAGGUUCAGGAUAGCUUUUGGGAGUUGGAGAGUCAGAUGAUGAGAUUGCUAAUCGGAAUACUGCCCUCUAUCUUUGCUCGCAAAGGUGUUGCAGCACGCAGAAGAGUCACAAAAGCUUUCGAAUCAUAUUACGCAGGAAAUGAUUUCAAGGAUGCUUCUCUGCUUGCGCAAGCUCGUCUACAGGUCAAUGUCAAGCAUGGCGUUCCAAUUAAAGAUGUUGCUAGAUAUGAAACUGUCAUCGGAGUUGCUAUUAUUGUCAAUACUGCACCUGCUUUGUUCUGGUUGAUAUUCUUCAUUUUUUCGAACUCCAAGCUCCUGGAGGAAAUACGCGGUGAGAUUGAGGCAAUUGUGGAAACAAGCUGUAAUGAGGAUGGAAGUUUGACACGAAGUCUCGAUCUUACGGAUGUGAAGACAAAAUGCCAUCUUCUACUAUCGACUUUUCAAGAAACCCUUCGUCAUCGAUCUGCCGGGACUUCUGUCCGGAGAGUCAUGGAAGAUACUUUACUGGAUGACACAUGGCUAUUGAAGAAAAACUCCAUUAUUCAAAUGCCCGGUCGUGUUAUCCAUAUGGAUUCCAAGAUCUGGGGACCAGACGUUGCAGAUUUCAAUCCUCGACGAUUUCUCAAAGACAAAAAUAUCAAACGUCCCAACCCAGCUGCGUUUCGUACAUUUGGUGGCGGUACCACUUUAUGUCCCGGUCGCCACUUUGCUACGAACGAGAUAUUGGCUGUCGUUUCGAUGUUUGUGAUGCGGUUUGAUAUGAGGCCAGCCAAAGGAGAAUGGAAACUGCCAAAAUCUGAUAAUACGAAUGUGACUACUGUGAUAAUGGAACCGGAUACAGAUAUCGAUGUAGUAGUGUCUCAAAGGAAAGAGGUUGGGGAUGGAAAUUGGACAUUUAAGUUAUCGGACUCCAAGGCCAUAACUUCGGUUGUUGUUGAGGAUCGUGUUGACUCAUAA
This is a messenger RNA of Botrytis byssoidea, 1596 nucleotides long. RefSeq lists its product as uncharacterized. The transcript is spliced from 2 exons. Bases 1 to 1596 code for a protein of 531 amino acids. Gene Ontology annotation, molecular function: heme binding; oxidoreductase activity, acting on paired donors, with incorporation or reduction of molecular oxygen; iron ion binding. The record is from RefSeq and is a predicted model, not a curated record. Lineage: Eukaryota; Fungi; Ascomycota; Leotiomycetes; Helotiales; Sclerotiniaceae.